CAGGGGCGGACUGACCAUUCAGAAACUCGGGCUCUGCCUGAGGGCCCGGGUCAGUAAGGGGCCCCAUGAGAUGCCCCUGAUACCUUUCAUAUGCUUUUUUGGGUGUGGUUUGAGUGUGGACGAGGACACAGGGGCCCCAUGAUCCCCUAUUGCCUGGGGGCCCCAUGAGUUGUCAGUCCGCCCCUGGGUACUGCCUAUCAGUGCCCUUUAGUGCUGCCUAUCAGUGCCCAUCAGUGCCGCCUAUCAGUGCCCAUCAGUGCUGUCUCAUCAACGCACAU
This is a messenger RNA of Staurois parvus, 278 nucleotides long. The record is from the annotation of a GenBank genome assembly. Lineage: Eukaryota; Metazoa; Chordata; Amphibia; Anura; Ranidae.